This is a messenger RNA of Fomitiporia mediterranea MF3/22, 1482 nucleotides long. RefSeq lists its product as uncharacterized. The transcript has 10 exons. NCBI's taxonomy places the organism in Eukaryota, Fungi, Basidiomycota, Agaricomycetes, Hymenochaetales, Hymenochaetaceae. The record is from RefSeq and is a predicted model, not a curated record. Bases 1 to 1482 code for a protein of 493 amino acids.
AUGCCUCCUUCACUCACUGCAUCUGAGGGACCUACUCGGAUUAAUUCCGUCGCUGACCUGAAAGAUCUGCCACCACCUCUCCCAACCUCGGACGAGAAACCACUCGCAUCAGAGAAGAAGGUUGAAACCGUCACUGUGGCGAAGGAAGUGUCUACUGCCGUGAAGAAGCCCUCUCCGCCGAAGCCAAAGUGGAAGCGUGCAAGUCGCUGGGUACGCUUCAAGCUUUGGUACAACACCUACCGCAAAUUCUUCACCGUUGUUGUCACAUUAAACGCUAUUGGCCUCCUAUUAGCCGCUCUCAACGUUUGGACUUACCCUCGUCACUACACUGGUGCAUUUAUCCUCGGGAACCUUUUAACUGCGAUCCUUGUACGAAAUGAACUAUUUGGGCGCUUCUUGUACCUUGUCAUCAAUACUUGCUUCGCCAAGUGGACUCCCCUCUGGUGGCGCUUGGGAUGCACCUCUGUGCUACAACAUCUAGGAGGUAUCCACAGUGGCUGUGCGACCUCUGGUUGCGCUUGGAUCAUAUUCCGUGUUGUUUUAAUCUUCAUCAACCACAAGAACACUCACGACGCCAUUCUCAUCACUGGAGUGACCACGAACAUCUUCAUCUGCAUUUCCAUUCUUAGUGCCUUCCCAUGGGUCCGUAACACGCACCACAACAUGUUCGAGCGUCAUCAUCGUUUCAUCGGCUGGCUUGGUCUUCUGUCUACAUGGGUAUUUGUCGUCCUUGGUGACAUCUAUGACCCGAAUACAAGGCAAUGGGAUCCGAAUGGUACCCACAUGAUCAAGCAGCAAGACUUCUGGUUCGUUUUUGGCAUGACGGUAUUCAUCCUCAUUCCGUGGUUUACGGUACGAGAGGUCAAGGUCGACAUUGAGAUUCCUUCACCAAAAGUUGCCGUCCUUCGCUUUGAGCGGGGUAUGCAGCAGGGCCUUCUCGCCCGCAUCAGUCGCUCGUCCAUUAUGGAGUAUCACGCUUUUGGUAUUAUCUCUGAGGGGACGCACGCAAAGUACCACUACCUUAUUUGCGGUGUACAGGGCGACUUCACCCGUUCACUCGUCAAUGAUCCGCCCACUCAUAUUUGGACUCGUCAACUCAAAUUCGCCGGUGUUUCAAACACCUCGACGCUCUACAAGCGUGGUAUCCGUGUUUGCACCGGAACAGGUCUCGGCGCCGCCCUUUCGACUUGUAUUCAGUCUCCCAACUGGUAUCUCAUCUGGAUCGGGAGCGACCAGGAGAAGACGUUCGGGCCGACGAUUGCUGGCCUUAUUCAUAGGCACGUCGAACCCGAACGACUAUGCCUUUGGGAUUCUAAGCAGCGUGGAGGCCGCCCUGACGUGAUGAAACUCGUUCGCGAUGCCUACCACUCCUGGAAGGCUGAAGUUGUCUUUAUCACGUCAAACUACCAAGGUAACCAGGAGAUUAUGGAAGGUUGCAAAACGGAAGGUAUUCCGGCCUUCGGAACUCUCUGGGAUUUCUGA